GCAUGCACAACGGCGUCGGCCCCUUGAAAGCAGCAAUGAUGCCUACACACGACUACCCCAGCUUUUCCCAGCUGCCUCUCGACAAGAAUGGCCCUCGAUUGAAUGCGUGGGGUCUUUGGGGCCCUGACGAUCAGCUGGGCACCCUCAACCUCUUGACAGAAGAUGUGAUUGCGAAAGCUGCGGCCGAGAAUAUCAAGUCGGGCGUCAGAGUAUCUCUGAAUUGGUCAAUGACGGGAGCUUCGAAUCCCAGAUUUGUGCGGAAACUGCUCGAGCAGAAUAUGAUCAACAAGGCACCUCUAAAGCACGCCCAUGACGACGAGUGGCACUUCAACUCCCAAUGCAGCUCACAAUGGGAUGGCUUCCGGCAUUAUGCCUACCAGGAAGAAGAGGUUUAUUACAUGGGCCGCAAAGCUGAGGACUUCGCCGCCUCACCAAUCCCCAACGGUAUUCAACACGUCUCGGCCAAGGGCAUCGCCGGCCGCGCCAUUCUCGUGGACUGGUAUGCGUGGCACCAGGCCACACGUCCCGACACCGCCGUCGACGCGAUGAGCAACCACGCCAUCCCCUUCUCCGAGAUCAAGCAGGCCCUCGAAUACCAGGGCCUGUCCCUCUCUUCCUUCCGCAAGGGCGACAUCAUGGUGAUCCGCUUCGGCUACCUACACCAGUACGAGACGAUGCCCGACGCGAAGCGCAGCGUCCUCGACGAGCGCUACAAGGCGGAGAAGCCGGAGAACAUUGGUCUCGAGCCGAGCCGCGAGCUGCUCGAGUUCCUGUGGGACUCGCAGCUCGCCGCCAUCUGCGGCGACACGAGGUCGCUCGAGGUCUGGCCGUGCAAAGAGCUCGAGUGGCACAUGCACGAGAUCCUCCUCGCCGGUUGGGGGAUGCCGAUCGGGGAGCUUUUCGACCUUGAGGAGCUCGCGAGGAUCUGUGCCAAGGAGAAGCGAUACACUUUCUUCAUGGCGAGUUCGCCGAUGAAUGUCCCCGGAGGCGUAGCAAGCCCGCCAAACGCGCUCGCAUUUCUGUAGAUAAAUGCCCUUGUGGAUGGUGGAUGGUGUAUCAGUACUACCGACGCAAACCUGCUUCUGGUAUUGACAUCGUGUCGUGUCGUGUUGAAAUGUGAACAGCAAGAUCUUCGGAGACUCCAAAUUUCACAACGUAUCGCUGAGAGACAAUGCAAGAAGCCCGCCAUCCGUGUUAGUAGCGACAGCUCUGACAGCCCGGCGGUGGGUCGACAAUGCAAGGACCAUGGAGUUCGGUGAUAGUCCGUAACAUGCCAUUUUACC
Microdochium trichocladiopsis is the source of this 1283-nucleotide messenger RNA. RefSeq lists its product as uncharacterized. Gene Ontology annotation, molecular function: arylformamidase activity. The transcript is spliced from 6 exons. Lineage: Eukaryota; Fungi; Ascomycota; Sordariomycetes; Xylariales; Microdochiaceae. The record is from RefSeq and is a predicted model, not a curated record. The annotation marks the transcript as partial.